Engraulis encrasicolus (European anchovy) is the source of this 809-nucleotide messenger RNA. It is a transcript of the gene mrpl30, whose product is annotated as mitochondrial ribosomal protein L30. Gene Ontology annotation, molecular function: structural constituent of ribosome. Bases 267 to 752 code for a protein of 161 amino acids. Gene Ontology annotation, cellular component: large ribosomal subunit; mitochondrion. The record is from RefSeq and is a predicted model, not a curated record. The transcript is spliced from 5 exons. NCBI's taxonomy places the organism in Eukaryota, Metazoa, Chordata, Actinopteri, Clupeiformes, Engraulidae. Gene Ontology annotation, biological process: translation.
GUUUUAAACGACGUACUUCCGGCUGUCGCCCCAUGUUUUCUCACAAGAACCGUCUGUCUCUGCAUGAACAUGAUAGCAAUUGAGUGAAUUAAUAUUUUUUAUCCAGAGAUAAGUAUGACAAUAGCUAAAUGAGUCUAGUUAUAACGUGCUGCGUGCAUGUGGUUUCUGUAUGUUGAGUGAAGACGGUUCGUGUUUCGGUGGAUUUUGACAGAUCGCGAUACAGCUGUAACCUUGGGGUUGUCUUUGCUUUAGCCAGCAAAUACGCGAUGUCUGGAUUAUAUUGUGCCUUCCAGAGAACUUCAGCUGCUGCUAUAAAGAGCCUGACAGAAGCCAGCCAUCUCCCGUGGUACUGCCCUUCUCGAUGCCUUUUCAGGAAAUCACGUGUCCCUCAAGAGGUGUAUGAAGAGCGAUCUCAGGACCACGAGAAGUACGGUGGCGACCCAGAGCAACCUCACAAACUGCAUCUUGUUACAAGAGUGAAGUCGGUAUCCAGACGACCAUAUUGGGAAAAGGAAAUGAUCAAAAACUUGGGGUUGGAAAAGAGGCUUACACCUGUUGUCCAUAAGAACAUACCCUCUGUGAAUAACCGGCUGAAAAUAGUAAAGCAUCUUGUAAGGAUUCAACCCCUGAAGCUACCAUAUGGCCUCCCUGCUGAAGAAGACAUGGCCGACACAUACCUUAAUAGCAAAGGAGAAUUAAUAGUUCGGAAACUACUCAAGCCAGCGGAGCCCAAAGCUAUUGACUCGAAUUAACUCACCACACGCUCUGUAAUUUGAAAUUUGUUAAAUAAACUGCUGUAUGUUGCUUAA